Porites lobata is the source of this 12174-nucleotide messenger RNA. NCBI's taxonomy places the organism in Eukaryota, Metazoa, Cnidaria, Anthozoa, Scleractinia, Poritidae. The record is from the annotation of a GenBank genome assembly.
UAGAAUUUGGCUAGACAUCAUGUCUCUGACAUUGAACUAAGUCCUUUCUUUUUCAUCACGUAUGUGAAAGCCAUAACGAUGGGCAACGCGCCUUGUUCUAAGCGCGAACAAGUGGAAGUAACUCCUGAAGUUUUAGUCUGUAAAUUGAAAAGAGCCGCUUACAAAGGCUCAAAGAAGGAUCUUCGUGAAUUGUUGAAAGCUGGCGCCCCGAUCGAUGGUUGCCACCGAUUUGGGAAAACAGCUCUUCACGAGGCGGUCAGACAUGGGCAGUUUAGAUGUGUUGAGAUCUUACUGACUUAUAGAGCAAAUGUAAAUAUAGCGACCUAUGACGGGCUAACUCCUUUACAUGAAGCAGCAGAACAAGGAUUUGUGGACUGUUUGAUUGCGCUUAUAAACCAUGGCGCGGACGUGAACGCCGCAACGAGAAGUCAAUGGACUGCUUUACAUUACGCGGCGAGAAAUGGACACAAAGACUGCUUAGAAGUGCUCUUACAACAUGGGGCUAAUGUAAAUGCCACCGCAAAUGGUGGUUGGAGGCCUCUACACACGGCAGUACGCCAUGGACAUACAAUGUGUGUGGAGCUUCUACUACUUUAUAACGCAGAAGUUGAUCCUCCUUUAGUACCAUCUUGGAGGGUAAGUGAGCUGAAAGUUUACGACUACGCACGUUUUGAUGCGUCUUAUCGUAUUUAUUGAACAACCGUGAUUUAUUUCUUGUAGGGGAAAGUUUUCUUGCAGCGCAUUUCAUUUGCAUGUGUCUCUCAUGUUUAUUAGCUCGCCGAUAUUUUUUUUGUGUUCGAACUUCGCAGCUGGGGGGAGCGAGAGGCCAUGAAAGCUCUAAAUUUGAAAACGCGAACAUGUUUCUCGGCGAUGUCCGCCUGGUUUUACGGAUCGCUAAAUGAUAAUUACGGGGGCAGAUUUUAUAUUGCCCCAUUGAUCUUGAAGGGAAAAACUCUUGCAUCCCACUGUUUGAACUGACAAACCAGUGACCAUAUGACAGGCCCUGGCUGUUCCGUGAUUAAGCUAUGAACUCGUACGUAAUCAAGUAACCCUAUAAUUUUAAUUGCAGUUACAGAACUUCUGUUUAUGUUUUAAAAAGGUCGUUCACUCCGCAGGAGUCGUAAAAAUGUACAGGUAUUUGGUGUCCUCGGCAAGCAAAAAACACGAGAAAAGAUAUUUUUCUGUUUCAGAAAAACAUCUUACAAAAUUGGCCUUCUAUUGCGAGCGUAAUUAAUUUUUUUCAUUGAAUGGUUUAGCGUUUCCUUUGGCCCGUGUUGAAAUUUAUGCCCUUCCCAAAUAGGGAAUACUUCUUUGUUUUUAAGAAGCUGUUGGAUUUUCACUUAUCCGUAUUCUGAGUCUAGAAGUCUUAAAGACACCUAUCCUGUCUCCGCAAAGUCUAACUGUAUUGGGGUUUAUUGUAUUUUGUGACAGGUUGUACUAAAUAUAAUCCGUCAUUCCUGCGUCCUGUGAAACACUUUUAAUAGGCUUUGGAUUAUUUUCUCUCGACUCAUUCACGUCGGAGAAUUUAUGGAUCCGCGUUUAUACUGAGGGGAAAUCUUGUGGGAUAAUCAAGGUUUUCGAUUAAAUUCAUUUUGUCUGGCAAAGACCUGUAUUCGCGCGCUCUUUCAGAGACGGCGGCUGUCUGUUUCUUAAACUCGCAAUUUAUGCUCUUUCCUGCAGUAUUUGGCACUUUCUGUCAUAUUUUUUGAUUAAUGGCCACGGGCCAAUUGUAUUCUGUUGAAUGUCGAGCGCCUAUGGACGCACAACAUAUGCUUCUGAUUUGGAGCGCAGAAAUGGAAAUUUGAAAUAAGCUUAUACAUGCAUGUUGUUUUCCGGCACAUGAGAUCGAGAUUCGAAGUUCCAAUUGUGUAGGUUUUAUUCUAUGAAGUGCCCAAGAAUGCUCUAUAAAGGUGUGGUUUUAUAUUACUUCCAAUCAUUCGCGCUUCUAGAGAAUGUAGUCAUGACAAGUGCACUCAAGUGCCCAGAUUUGCCGUUUUCGUCCGACGAUAUUUUCUAUUCGCACCACCCAGGUAUAAAUUACAGAAAGGUCUUGUUUCUUCUCACGCGCACGAUGGAGGAGAAAUUGAUCAAGGUAAAAAGAAAAGAUUCGAACUUUUCGCAUGCAUCACGAGAGAACUGAAAGAUGGUUAUCUCUCAUGAGAUAAUAAAUUUCACUGCCAUGGGAUAUCACUCUUAUCACAAAGAGCGUGCAAAUUAUCCAAAAAAUGUAGCCCCCCAGACUGUUGCCUGACCUGGCUAUGUGCCUCUUGUAUAUUACUCAUAACUCAUGUGCUAGCUCAUAUUUAGCAAGAAGGUGUUAAGUUAUUUCGGAUUGAAAGGUAAUCAAGAUCGGAAAAAUCCAGUGUAAGGUUUCUGCCCUGAGGACUUGAAGAAAUAUGCAUGCCUGCUACAAAGCAAUCACUUUUUAAGAUUUUAAUAUUUCAGGGUGCUUAGGAGCUUUCAUUAAGUUCUUAUCUUCAGGCUGAUAUUGCUUCUGGGCUGUAACCAAACUCAUUCAAGAUUGGCUUGUUUUGAAUGCAUCUUUCUUGUUUAAGAAUUUUCACGGUAUUUAAAUGUCACCAUGUGCCACAAUAAGAAAUGAAUUCAGUCAUUCCUAGGUGUUUUUUUCUUUCCCUUAAACCAACUGCCAUUUUCUAGGGGAAACACCACCAAUUGAUUCAAGACAUUGUUUCAUGUUUUUGCAUCAGUUCGCCAAGACUUCAUGGUCUUUUUACUGUUCAAGGACUCGUAAUCUUCCUUCUGAUGAAGUUAACCUGCUAAAACUUCCCUGUGGUGAUAACAGUACCCCUAUUCGUUUAACACAAUGAGUUAAUUGCCGCAAACAUCCUCUCGUGCUAAGAAAUUAAAUUUGUUUAGAAGUAGGCUUGGCAGUAGUCAAUCGUCAUGGAGAUGUGCUCACCACAGCAGCUUGGUACUGCUGACAUACAGUAAAAGAACAGGGUGAGGGGGGGAUGGGGGUAAUGAAACAUGCAUGUUUAGUUUUCUAGGACACUCUUAUUUCUACUAGGAAGUAAAAAAUGGCAAAAAGUGUUUGCUUUUCUGGUAAAGAAUAACAUGUUUUGACUGGGUGAGUUUGCCAGGCUUGGAUAAAAUGUACAGUGCUUGAAUGAAGCUUUUCAAAGACACAAUAAUGUUGUUAUUGGCACACUAACACAAAACCUACUUGAUAGUCAUUGUAGUGGAAAUGGUACUAUGAACAAAAAAAAUAAUUUUUUUUAUUAAGAUCACCUGGCAGAGUUUUGCAAACAGGCUGUGGUUGAUUUCCCUGGAUUAUUGUGGCUUCUUAGUGCAAAGUUUACACCACCAUUCUAAAAACUACAGAAGGUUACAUUUCAUCUAAAUGCUUAUGGAAACUGUGUUUCAAGUCUUUAGAACGACUCUAAGAAUGUGCAUAGAAAUGUAAUCAGCACAAAGUUCUGUAGUCUGUUUUGUAUCAGUCUCACAAACACUGGUCAUAAAGGACUCUUAUCAGUGUCCUUGUUUUUCACUGAAGAUUGAAGUAGAACGGAAAAAAAUAAGGGUCUCUGUUGCAUUGUUUUGCCAGAUUCUGACCAUUUUUGGUAGCAAAGUGAACCAGCCGUGUUUUGGUAAAAUGUUUUUUAGGGGUACUGUUUUUUUUGGUUAUUCUUGAAAGAUUGAAAACAAACUAAAGCAUUGUAAACCUUUAAGGAACAGUUUGUUAUCUGAAAAUUUGACAAACUUUUUUAAUCAAAGGAGCCUGACAGUGAUAAAAGUUACUGCAAUACAAGUAGUACAAAAACAGUUUCAGGUGAUGCCGUAUCUCCCCAUUUUAUUCAAGCAGGUCUUUUGUCGUCAGUGUUGUUAUUAGUCCUACAUGGAUUUACCUUUCCUACAGUUUUCGUGUUUCAAACUGGUGUUAUUUUUAGCUGAAUUUGUGAACUUUAUGACCACGGUUGUCACUAAGAUUUCAAGUUGCUGGGUAAAUACAACAGGUAGGCAGGGAAUCAGACAGCUAGGGAUUUCUUUUGGUUGUAUUUUUCUUUUAUUUUCCAAUAACAGUAGCCAGGGACGACGCUCAUAGUAGCCGGGGAUAUCCCUGGUCCCUGGCUCCUAAUGACAGCCCUGUUUAUGACUGAGCUUUAGUGUCUCCUAGCAUGUCACUUCAAAGUUUAUUACUUUCUGUGUAAUUUUUUACAGCCUCAUAAUACUUUUAAAAUUGCUAAUGGUGCUUCAUGUAUUCCCAUGGAAGUCUUUUAUUUACUUGUUUGGUAUUUUUCUAGCAUUUCUUUGUUAGGACAAAAUUAAAGAGUUUUAGAUUGCCCCAGAGCAUCAACAAUUGAAAGUACUCUGCAUUUGAAAUAAGCAAAAAAAAAAUAGUGGUCUGAUAUAAAUAUAAAUAUAUGUAUAAGUUUUGCAAAAAUGCCUUUAAAAAAUAGUGGUCUGAUAUAAAUAUAAAUAUAUGUAUAAGUUUUGCUAAAAAUGCCUUGUUUCAGGAGAAUGAUUAUGAGUACCAAUGUUGGGACCAUUUAACUUUGUGGUUACCACAACAAUGGGAUUAGUUCAAGUGUUUGUUCGUCAACGCCCACAUGGAAAUACAUAUAGUGCAGUAUAGCAAGGACUUUACGUCACUGCUCCACUGCAUUUUCCUGUUAGAAAGAAAGCUAUUUUCAAAAAGCAGUGGGGUUUGGUUUUGAGUGAGCACUUUUAUUAGAGGCAGUUGAUGUUAUGUGAAAUAAUAAAUUAUUGCAUGCAUGUAUGUUGUGUGAAUAUGUCUAAUAAUUAUUAAAGCUGCAUAUGAUAGCUGUGCAAAAAUCUUAUUACAGAGGUUUUCCCUGUUCAGUAGCAGGUAACAUUUUUUGUAUUAUGUGUUACAAGAAUUAAAUUAUUUCAAGAAAUAUACCAAAUUUCCUGUUUUGUUAGAUUUUAUAAACCAAAUAGUGCCAAACGAAACUUCAAUCUGUAGUUACGUUAAAAUGGUGACAUCACAGGAUUUUGUUUGCUAUUAAAUAAACAAUUUAGUUGUAAGGGAAUGAAAACAGUUAUAUAAUGGCUUGCUUGAAUACAUUAUAACUACAUUAAGGAAAGUGUUUGGCAGUGGAUUCCAAAAUAGUGUUUUUAGACUGCGUUCUUUUAGAUAAUAGUUUACAUGGUAGAAACUGUGUUGGUUAGUUAUUUUUGGAGCUUAUGAUUUAAUUCCAAAUUUGAGUGGAUUACCUUUUCCUGAGGCUAGUGUUAUUUUGUUUAUUCAAUAAAGCUUAUCAUUUGUUGGUUGCGUGAAAUAAUUCAGAUAGGGGAAAAAGCGUUUUAAGCUGUUUCUCUAAAUUUAUCAAAUCUUUUUAGGUCAUUAAGAUAAAACAAUUAUUUCUACACAGUUCCCAGACUGGUUGCCCAUGUGUAGCUUUAAUUCCAAGCAUUUUUGGUAUAUCUUAGGGUAAAACUAAUCAUUAAGUGCAGUUCACCAAUUUUGCUUUUGCUGUGCCCUUUCUACUGUGAUGUUGGAUACUGGAAUUGUCAAAUUUCAGCCUCAUCUCUUCCUUUUCCAAGCAGGUCCUAAGAAUUUAUCAAAUGAGGUCUAUAGAUCCCAAAUUAUACCAAAUACUGUCCUGAACCAGGUGUUUAGUCAGUACAAGAAUGAGUUUAUCCCAUAAUCAAGAGAAAAUGUUCACUUAGGGGAAAAUGCUUUGAUCUUUUAUCAAAUUCUCAAAACUUAUUCUUUAUGGUAGUAUAUGACGAUCAGUCGGGAGAAUUUGCAUGUGGUUAGGGAUAUAAAAGAUCAAAGCAUUUUCCCUCAGGAUGAUAAACAUUUAUUGAUUCUCACAAACGUUUCUCUUGAUUAUGCAUUGAUGUAUUUGUUAAGAGAAAAUUGAUGUUGGUCACUCUUGUGACCAAGAGGGUUAAUUUGUAUGAAAACAUUACCGCAGUAGCCCGGGUACAUUUUGAAUAUGAUCCUAGAGGUAAAAUGGAUAUGGCUUUCAUUUAUAGCCAAGAUGCUGACAAUAAUUUGAGUUAGAGCCCUUAUUUUUGCAAAUUUUAGAUGGAUCAUCACUAAUUUGAUUUUGGGAAUAACAAUUUUUUUAUUCACAAACACAUUUAUACUGGAUAUUAAUGCACAAAGCUGUACAUUUUAAGUUUAAAUUACAGUGUGCUUUGUAUGUAGUUAUUUAAAGUAAAUUAACUUUUGUUAAGUUCAAGUUUUGUUCUGACAACUAAAACAAUAAAAUUAAUCAGCAAAUCUGUUUGAAGAAAAAACCGAUGUGGUGGGGAGACCCUAGGUGGUAAAUACCAACAUCUGUGUGAGGGGAGGGUUUAUAAAGGAUUUAGAUGAUCAUGGAGCAGGGUUGCUUACCCAGUGGAGGGUACUUAUUGGAGGAUUUACAUUUAAUCCUUGUAACGCCCAUUUUCCAUAAAAUCCCUUCUCUAUUUACUCAGUACCAGAUCAAGGCUCCAGUUGAGUACACAGUGUGGAUUAAAUUGCUACUUAAAUAGCAAGCUUUCGUUUUCUUGAUUUAUAGUGCAAAUCUCUGUUUUGAAACCUAUGAUUUACUGCCAGGUUCUUUAUUAUUAAGAAUGCAACAUACCAUAGAUUGUUCAGCCUAUGAAUGCGAUCAAACCAUUCAAAUGAAACCUCUAUAGCAAAACAAUCAUAUGGUGCUAUUUCUUAGUAUAUGAAAUUUCACAUAUUUUGUUGACGUGUGAUUUUUCCCUGUCUCACAAUUGCAAUGUUUAAUCUUUAGUUUGUUUUUCAAAUAACUGUUUUUAGAUUCUCCAAGUUCCUCUUCACCAUGCUGCAGAAUAUGGUCAUCUGGCCUGCUUAGAAGCUCUUUUGAGACAAGGUGCUGAUGUUAAUUCUAAGACAGCAGAAGGAUGGACAGCUCUGCACUCAGCAGCAUUGUAUGGAAGGACGUCUUGUGUGGAGGCUCUAAUCAGGUGCUUAUUGAGACCUUAUUUGCACCUUUUUUAAUAAGAUUGUUGUAUUUAAUUUAUUUCUUAGAUGUACCUUAAUAUCCAACAAACCUGUUUAUUCUGAAUUUACAGUGAGAUCUUCUACUGAGUCAGACUCAGCUCUAGUGACAUUUUGGCAUACAGUGUAUCUGAGCUGGACCUAAAUUUUGAGCUUACGGAGAAACCUCUGUGGUGUGCUCAUGUCAGUGAAAUCUUUUCAGUUGUUCUACCACAGGGGUAAAUUUGUAUUUAACAUUUUUCAAAGGGAGUUAUUAAUUUUUUUACCAAUUGAAGAGGUGCUCCAAGAAAACAACAAGUGAAUUGAUAACCUUCUAGACUCUCUCAUAAGGCCCUGUCCACACAAAUGCAUUUUCAGUAGCAUGCAUUUUUUUUGUCAUGGAAGACACAUCAAUUGAAUCUUGUCCACACGACUGAUCUGAUACGUUUUCGACUAUGUACUCAAAAACAUUUGAAAAUGAUAGAAUUGUAUGUUGUGAUGUAAGUUGAACUUGAUGUGCAUGCUACAAUCACAUGCCCCUGUAAUAUUUUCUGUCAUCAUUUUCAUUUUGAUGCAUUUUCAACUGUCCACACAAAUUCGUGUUCUCGUUUUGAUCCACCUUCAAGAGCGUUUUCAAAUCAGUGAGUUAUCCAGGAAAGCGCUUAGCAUAUUAGUGUGAAUGGAAGGCCUCGAGAUGUAUGUUAAAAGUUAUAAUAGGCCUUCAAAAGUUUUUCACUCACAAAACCCCUUCAAUUUCAGUUGGCACAGUGUGGAGCACAUUACAAAAGGAUUAAAUUUUUUGAUGAUAUAUACCUGUAUAAUAAUUUCCUUUUUUGAACAUUUACUGGUCAGAGUUUUCAGAAGUGUCCAUCUCACAAGCUGAACACCUAGCUAAAUUGUGUAGUGAUAUGCCAAGCUUAAAGAAAUGUGUUGACGUUACGAAAAAGUUACAUGAGAGUUGCAUUAAGAACCACAAAAAUUCUACUCUCCCAAAAGGGCAAGGUUAUAAUCUAUCUUUACUACCUUGUACAUGCUGGAAUGCAGACACGUAAGCUUCUUAUCUAUAUUGUUACAACUUCUGUGGUCAUGCAACCGUUGUACAGAAAUCCCUUAUUUUGCUUUGCUAUCCCUUUUCUUUUUGCUUGUGAACUCCCAUACUCGUCUUCUCAAUAAUUUUCCUUGACUUAAAAGGGAAUUUUAAUCAGAUUGAAAAUUUAGGUUUUGUAUUGUUAGUUUAUCUUGACUUGUUCACCAUUUACUUCUAAGGCAAAUUGGCAUUAUAAACAAUGAGAAGCUCUGUGAUGUGUUUCUUCUGAAAGCACUUCAAACUCUCCAGUUGGUGAAUCAUACUCGUGACUGAUAUGACCAAUUGUAUGAAAGCUAACACUGAGCAGUACUUUUCUUAGGUACUGUUUAGUGCAGUUAUCUUUUCAGUUGACUUUGUAUGAAGUUGAAAAAAGUUGGGAUAAAAGCUACUGUGCAGUUCUUUCCUGUGGUUCUGUUUAUUAUGCUAUACAAAAUGGUUCUUAUUUUUGAAUCCAUAAUUUUUAGAGACUGUCAAUUCAAGUGAAGGUGUACUUUCCUGUGGUGCUGUUUAUCAUGCUAUGCAAUGUGGUUCUUAUUGUUGAAUCCAUAAAUUCAAGUGAAGGUGUACUUUCCUGUGGUACUGUUUGUCAUGCUGUUCAAUGUGAUUCUUAUUUUUGAAUCCAUAAAUUCAAGUGAAGGUGUACUUUCUUGUGGUACUGUUUAUUAUGGUACACAAUGUGGUCCAUAAAUUUUAGAGUGACAAUUCACGCUACGGUGUACUUCCCUGUGGUACUGUUUAUUAUUUUGUACAAGGCAGUUUUCCAUGGUUCAAAAUACAGUGGAUACAAGUAAUGGUCCGACGUAUUUUUCAGAUUUAUUCAAUGACUGACUUAAUUCUUGUAUUUUGCAGAUAUGGUGGUGAUGUGGAUGCUAAAACAGUGUGUGUAACCCAAGGGACGUCUUAUAAUGAUACACCAUUACAUUUAGCAGCAAGACAUAGUCAUACAAUGUGCAUCAAAAGACUUAUUCAAGCUAAUGCCAAUUUAUGGACUCAAAAUUGCCUUGGAUUAACAGCGGAAAGAUUUGUGACUGAUUCAAGACUUCGAGACUGGAUGGAAAAUAUCCAGCGAAGGCCAAGAACACUUCAGCUACAGUGUUCUGCGGCAAUCAGGAACUACCUUAAACCAGACAAAACAAAGAAUGCCAUGAAACUUCCUCUGCCAAUGCAUCUUUUGAGACAAGUACUUUUUGAACAAGAUAUCAAAAUUGUAUAGCAUCAAAUUAUCAUAAUAUUACUAUUAUUAUUAUUUUUAUCAUUAUCAUCAUAAUAGUAUUUACAGAAUGCCAUUAUGGGAGGCUCUGGUAUUAAUAUUAUCAUCCAUAAAUUUGAAUGCCCAAAAUAUCAGUGGUGACUACUUUAUAGAAGAUGGUGUUUUUUUUGACAUUUUUGACAUGAAACAGGUAAACAGGGCCAAGAAUUUACCAUUAUUGUAUUUGUUGUGGGGAUUCAAUUUGCAGAUUGGUAGUUUAGGAGGAUCCAAUAACGGUGAAUUGGAAAUGGUGUGAAAAUUACCUCAGUUAAUGAACCCACAACAUUGUCUUGGAAUGAUAAUUGGGACCACACAAGUUAUAAUUAUGUAGUCUGCGUCUCAGAUGUAAUUAAACCCCCGCAAGUCACAUUGCGAAGUUUAAUUUUGUCUGUGGUGCAGGCCAAAGCUAUGCAGUUGCGGGGGUAACAAAAUUUAUUUUCAAGAGUUCUCUGAGACAUUUCAGAAUGACUGUGGUAAGAAAGUUUCAGCAUUUGUUGCACCUCAAAUUGUUAAAAUUUGGAUUCUAGAUCAAAACUACUUACAACUAAAAACCUUUAAAUCCUAGUAUUCUUCAAAAGUAAAUUCAAAGGUAACUUGAAUUACCACGCAAUUAUUACAUCAAGAAGUUUGAAUUUGCAUGUGAUGUAAAUCCUAUGUCAUGGUUGGGUCUCAAGAGAAGUUAUAUUCAGUUACAUCCUGUUCUGCAUAGCAACUGUGAGAAAUGGGGGUUUAACUGUUACUCUCCGAGGUAAAAUAAAAUGUGACAAAAAUUCCAAAUUUAAUUUGGUCAUGUGCUGAAAAGAAGUUAGUACUUUGUGUACGUACUCCCAAUUAGAUUUGAUUUGAAUUUUCACACCACAAGAUUUCUUCCACAGACAUCAAAGUAUGCAAGCAUCUAACAUGACCCCCAUCAUUCACUUUGAGAGUGAAAGGGUGUACAAAACACAGAGCAUGGUUACGAGAACAGUGGUCUCUACUCACUCUUCACUGCUACCGACAGAAAUUCCAAAUUUAUGAUGUAAAUCAAUAUUUAGGUUAUAAAUUUGAUUGUAAUGGGGGUCCAAAUGUAAGUUUGUUUGAUUUUAUGUUUCUCGCCUUGAUUAUGGGUUUGUGUUUUGCAAACAAGCUCCAGCAAAACUCAAAUGCUUCUUCUAAAGAAGAAUACAUUCCAUAAAAUAUUCACUGUUUUUUAGUUUAUUAAUCACAUUUACACUUGGUCUAGCUUUGAGACCCUGUGUCUUUUGUCUGUCGUUCGUAAACAAUAGCUAAAACAAUGUAACUACUACCUCGACCAAUCAGAACUCGUAGCCAUAUUCCGGACAGAUUUUAAGUCAUUAGAAUGGAAUUUCUGUCGUUGAAGUGCAGACGUCCCACUCGGCGAAACUUCUCUAGUGGCGAGAAGUGAGGAGAGAUCGUUGUUUUCGCAGGCUACAUCAUUGUUGCCAAACAAGUCGUUGUUGAAUGUUAGCCACUGCAGUCAAGUCUUUAAACCCUCAUUUUAGAGUUGGCCCCUGUCCUUUUUCUUUCAUAUUCUUGAGGUAUGUACAAAGGAAAGUUCUCUAACACAGGUACGUCGUUCCAUAGCCCGUAAGUUACACCUGGAAGAAAUUUUCCUCCGUAUUUUGGCAUGACAUCUUACAAUGCACUGGACAGCAAUUUUUUCCACUUUGUUUUGAGUAUGGAUGUUUUACUUUUUCAAUUUUGUUUCACAAAAAUGAGAACCACCGAAUUCUUGUAGAAGAAGUUAUUUUAUAAUAAUACUCCAUUUUUGGGUGCCCUGUUUUAUUUUGUUGAAUGCAGUAUUUCAUAAUCUACUUAACUUUUGGAAACGUUGUCAUUUACUUUCGAAAUCUAAACUAGAAAUAUUUCUAAUGGCGCUCAUAAAUAUAACAACUGAUUAUUUGGUGAUAGUUCCUUGGCAAAUAUAGUUUUGUCUGAUAAGAUUCUACCGAGUCGCUCAUUUUUUCCAAGGAUAUAAUAGCUCCUGAAGGAAAUACAGUAAAAACCUGCGACUAAGAGUAUGGAUUUUCCCAAGUUAGCCUAAACAGUCUCUUACAUAAAUAGUAAUAAACACAAAUUAAGGAUAUGUAGGUUCUUAAAUAGGUUCUUAUUUUCUGAAGAAAGAAAUACGUUGAAGAUAAGAGUAUUGGUUUUAUUCAGCUUGUUUAUAAAAUCUGCACACCAUUACAUUGCAGUUGGAGUGAUAACAUACCUAUGUCUCCAAAGAGGAUUGUGAAUGUAGACUUACGUUAUUUGCCCAAGUGUACAGAGUUUUUUAUACAGAUUUUAGAAAAUAAGAACCUGUUUCAAACUUUAGGCUAAACAGGCUCUUACAGAGAGGGGGCCUAGCUUAACAGGUUCUUAAAAACCAGGUUCUUAGUCGUUUGUUUUACUGUUGGUUAUUAGGAAACCUUUUUUAACACCAAAUAGUCAGGCAAUAUAAUAGCUAUUUAAUAGUCACACUACACCUGUGGCAUGCCAUGCUUUCUAAUGUUUUGCUCCCUGUAUCACCGAGAGGAAAAAGUUAGGAUGAGUUUCCCUGUAUUUACCAGCCAUCAUAUGAAGCAGGUGCAUAAAAGUAACAUGAAAAAGCGGGGUACGAGGGGGUAGGGAACUUGCCCCGCUCAUUCUUGCGCCUAUGUUACCUUCAGGCUUCUGCCAGGAAGGCUGUAGAUUUGCUUGCUGACCUUAUUUUUUAAAAGCUGUCGCAUUUAAUAGUUAAUGACUGGCGUUCAUGAUCAAGUAAACACUUAAUUCAAAGCAAGACUUCUCCUCCCAAGAUAAGUUGAAAUUGGCAUUUUAUACGAAUCCUUGCGAACAUUUGUAUUCAUCUCGUAUAAUAAUAUUGUCUCCAUUUGUGAGAGACAACUGAGGAAUAUUGAAUUGGAACAAAUAAAGUAGCAGACUAUAAAGAAG